CACAAAAACAGCAACAGGGUGCAAAAAUUGAGAAGACACAAUCAACUAUACCAGUGGCAUUCUCAUCGGUGUCAAAAUAUAAAGCAGAUUAGCCAGAACAAAUCUCUAAAGAAAAGAUGAUUGCCCAGUGGAUUGCACGCUCCGGUCUACCUGUUCGUACAGUUGAGGAUGACGCUUUUAUUCAUAUGAUAGAAAGCAUUGAUAAAAGGUUGGCAGUGCCUAAGAAAACAAAAAUAAACAACUUGGUUGACCAACUUUACGAUGAUGAAAAACAAAAAUUCAGAAAACAACUCACCAAAGUUCGCAAAAUAACCUUAGGGCUGGACAUAUGGACGAAAAGAGGACUUACAGCAUCAUUUCUUGCCAUUAGUGCAUGCUACUUUUGUCCCCAGGAGGAAAAAGCGAAGCAUAUAUUGCUGACCCUGGUUCAGCUAUCGCAUCCCCACACAGCAGAAUGUAUAAAAACUUGUGUCGACAGGUGCACAGAGGAAUGGGGAAUACCAAAAAACAAGAUUCUAACUGUAAUAACCGAUAAUGGAAGCAACAUGGUUACAGCAUUCAAAAAAAGUGAAGAGUAUGAUGACCACAGUACCACAGAGGAAGACUCCCAGGAGGACAGUGAAGAAGACUCUGAUGAUGUUGAAGUCGAAGAUCAAAGGUUUGGAGCAAUAGAGAGGAUGCCCUGUGUUGUACAUACUUUGCAACUUGUGGUUAACAUAGUCCACAAAGAAGCAAGUGUUAAACGCCUCAUAGACAGAGUUCGACUACUUGUUAGGCUCUUCCGCAAGUCAUCGGUGGCAACAGAGCAAUUACUGCAGCUUUCUGGUCUCACUUUGAUCAAAGACUGCCCCACUAGAUGAUCCAGCACCUACCUGA
Molecule: messenger RNA, 876 nt
Organism: Triplophysa rosa
Lineage: Eukaryota; Metazoa; Chordata; Actinopteri; Cypriniformes; Nemacheilidae
Exons: 2
Coding region: 117-860 (247 amino acids)
Source: RefSeq, a predicted model, not a curated record